CUCCGGAGCCGCCCCCGCCCGCCCCCUCCGCGCGUCCUCCCUCGCUCGCUGCGCAGCGGAAACAUGGCGGCGGGCAGGGAGUGAGCUGCUCCGCGUCGCCGCUGCGCCCGCAGAUUUCUCCAUCUCGCUAAGGAGGAAAUUCCUAUUGGGUAUAGCUGAUGGUACCAUGCAAAAAUCAGAUCCUCGGAAAGAUGGAGAAAUUAACAUACAGAGAAACUGACUUGUCAGAGGUCAGAGCAAGGUAUUGGUGGAUCCAGGGGUAAAUCCCAAACCUCUUAACUCCCUGACCAGUUUUUAGGCCAUUGACUAUGCAACCUAGCGUAAUAGACUGGAAUGAUGUUAGAAAACAUAAAUAUGGUCACCUAUCAGAGUCAGCAUCCCAAUAUCAAGAAGCUACUGACAUCCUGGAGCUAGGGUUGUUAAGAAGAUUACAUGAGCUAAUGGAUGUGAAAACAUCUUAAAAACUCUCAAAUACUUUUCAACUUUGGAGGAUUAUUAUUUUCAUUUGUUCAGCGACUAUCCUCAGACUUUAAGUCAAAUCUUGUGACAUUCUUUGAAGUGAAGCAUUCUAUGAAUAUGAGCUGAAGAAAUGAAUGAAAUGAAAUAAUGCAGGUCAUUUUACCUGGGACAAAUACCUAAAAGAAACAUGUUCAGUCCCAGCGCCUGUCCAUUGCUUCAAGCAGUCCUACACACCUCCAAGCAACGAGUUCAAGAUCAGCAUGAAAUUGGAAGCACAGGAUCCCAGGAACACCACAUCUACCUGUAUUGCCACAGUAGUUGGACUGACAGGCGCUCGCCUCCGCCUUCGCCUUGAUGGCAGCGACAACAAGAAUGACUUCUGGCGUCUGGUUGACUCAGCUGAAAUCCAGCCUAUCGGGAAUUGUGAGAAGAAUGGGGGUAUGCUGCAGCCCCCUCUGGGAUUUCGGCUGAAUGCUUCCUCUUGGCCCAUGUUCCUUUUGAAGACGCUAAAUGGAGCAGAGAUGGCUCCCAUCAGGAUUUUUCACAAGGAACCACCAUCGCCUUCUCACAACUUCUUCAAAAUGGGAAUGAAGCUGGAAGCUGUGGACAGGAAGAACCCUCAUUUCAUUUGCCCAGCCACUAUUGGGGAGGUGCGGGGCUCAGAGGUGCUUGUCACUUUUGAUGGGUGGCGAGGGGCCUUUGACUACUGGUGCCGCUUCGACUCCCGGGACAUCUUCCCUGUGGGCUGGUGUUCCUUGACUGGAGACAACCUGCAGCCGCCUGGCACUAAAGUUGUGAUUCCAAAGAAUCCCUAUCCUGCCUCCGAGGCGAACACUGAGAAGCCCAGCAUCCACAGCAACACCAAAACUGCCUUGGAUCAUCAACCAGGGCAGAGGGGGCGUAAACCAGGAAAGAAGCGGGGCCGGACACCCAAGCCCCUAAUUCCCCAUCCCAUCUCUACCCCAUCCAAGUCAGCUGAACCUUUGAAAUUCCCAAAGAAGAGGGGUCCCAAACCUGGCAGUAAGAGGAAACCUCGGACUUUGCUGAACCCACCACCCACCUCACCAACAACCAGCACCCCUGAACCGGAUACCAGCACUGUACCCCAAGAUGCUGCCACCAUCCCCAGCUCAGCCAUGCAGGCCCCCACAGUUUGUAUUUACUUGAACAAGAAUGGCAGCACAGGCCCCCACUUAGAUAAGAAGAAGGUCCAGCAGCUCCCUGACCAUUUUGGGCCAGCCCAAGCCUCCGUGGUGUUGCAGCAGGCUGUGCAGGCUUGCAUCGACUGUGCUUAUCACCAGAAAACCGUGUUCGGCUUCCUCAAACAGGGUCACGGUGGUGCAGUUAUCUCAGCCGUGUUUGACCGCGAGCAGCACACCCUCAACCUCCCAGCAGUCAACAGCAUCACCUACGUCCUCCGCUUCCUGGAGAAACUCUGCCACAACCUUCGCAGUGACAAUCUGUUUGGCAACCAGCCCUUUACACAGACUCACUUGUCACUCACCACCACAGAGUACAGCCACAGCCACGACAGGUACCUACCAGGUGAGACCUUUGCCCUGGGAAAUAGUCUGGCCCGGUCCUUGGAGCCACACUCAGACUCAAUGGACUCCACCUUGAAUCCCACCAACCUUGUCAGCACCUCCCAAAAUCUUCGAAACCCUGGGUACCGGCCUUUGCUUCCAUCCUGUGGCCUCCCACUGAGCACUGCCUCGGCUGUGCGCAGAUUCUGCUCCAGGGGGUCGGACCGCCGGGAUGCCUCUCGACAGAGUGGCCGGGACCCCUCCUCGUGGACAGUCGAGGACGUGAUGCAGUUUGUCCGGGAAGCUGAUCCUCAGCUUGGACCCCAUGCUGACCUCUUUCGCAAACACGAGAUCGAUGGCAAGGCCCUGCUUCUGCUGCGCAGCGACAUGAUGAUGAAGUACAUGGGUCUGAAGCUGGGGCCUGCACUCAAGCUCUCCUACCACAUUGACCGGCUGAAGCAGGGCAAGUUCUGAACAGGGAGACGCAGCCUAGACAACCGAGGGACCGAGCAGAGGGGCCAUUCUUCUCCCAGGAAGGAGGGCCGUCGGCCCCUUCCCAGGCACCUCAGUGGGGUCCGAGGCUGCCUCAGGACUCCAGGAGGCUGUGUGGAGCUGCCAGCACUGCCCCUCCUGCCAUGGUAUGUCCUUCCAUGAAGGGCCGAGGCGGGCAUGGGGCCCCGGGUUGGCGCUGCUCUUCCCCUCAGCCCUGCCUCGGCUCUGAGGUCUCCUGUAUUUAUUGCUCAGGCCUGGCCGGCCUCUCCCCAGGAGCUUAGACUGAACGCCUUCCAAGUGAUGGAGGAAGGGGCUGACCCCUGAGGCCUCGGAAGACGGGGCCCUGAAGUGACACUCGUGCCCGGUCCCCUCACCACCCGCUGGGCCUGGUGUGGCUCCCCAUUGCCCCACGGCUCCUGCCUUCUUCUCACGAGAUCCGCAGACUCCAAACUCAUGGUGCAGACCUCUACCUUUUUUAAGAAAAGAUCUUUUCUUAUUGUUAAUUUAUUGUUUCUGGCACUUGGGCAAGCCCUCCAGUUCAUACCCCUCUCGCUCCAGACACUGGGUUUCAGGAGGAGGGAGACUGCCCUGCCCCGGCCCCAGACAGGCCCUCUCCAGAGCGGUGUGGCCCCUUUUCAGAGGACAUUACCUAGGGUCCCUGUCCCCUUGCCUCUCUUCCUCCGCUGGGCCCUCUGCAGCCUCUGCCUCAUCUGUGGGAAUGGGAGUCCCUGCCCUGCACUGUCCCCACCGCAGCUCCUUGCCCUGGCCAGAAUUUCUGCUGAAGAAGGUUGGGCCCAAUGAUUUUAAGCCAAGAAGGCCCUAAGAUGGAUGGGAGAAAGGGGUCUCUAGGCUGGAGUCUGGUUGUACCCACUCCACUGUCCACAUGCUUCCUUUGUAAGCAAGUCAGCAGCACAGCUGCCCCCGCUGCCAUCUGGACUUACUUAUUUUAUGUCAAUUUGUUUAUAAAUAAAAAACAAUAUAGAUGCC
This is a messenger RNA of Balaenoptera musculus (blue whale), 3461 nucleotides long. RefSeq names its product Scm polycomb group protein homolog 1 (gene SCMH1). Bases 720 to 2456 code for a protein of 578 amino acids. The transcript has 17 exons. Gene Ontology annotation, biological process: regulation of DNA-templated transcription. Gene Ontology annotation, molecular function: protein binding. The record is from RefSeq and is a predicted model, not a curated record. Gene Ontology annotation, cellular component: nucleus. NCBI's taxonomy places the organism in Eukaryota, Metazoa, Chordata, Mammalia, Artiodactyla, Balaenopteridae.